Oryzias latipes (Japanese medaka) is the source of this 925-nucleotide messenger RNA. NCBI's taxonomy places the organism in Eukaryota, Metazoa, Chordata, Actinopteri, Beloniformes, Adrianichthyidae. The record is from RefSeq and is a predicted model, not a curated record.
ACAGGAACCCCCAAAAGAUACCUGAUCAGGUCCAGACCAAACACAGAAGGUGGCGUCUUAUGUCUUCGGUACUCCCGGCAUUUUUCUUCAAGCCCUGAAUGUUAACCCCCCCCCCCCGAACUACCCUAUAGCCUUAAUGAUGAAAAUCUGACCAAUCAGAGAGGAGAAAUCCUCCAUGUUUUAUUUGCCGACCCCUCCCCCAAGUUUUGUCUGAUUUCUGAACUUUUGGGCAGUACGGACAGCUAAAACAUUGACAUCCGACAUUUUUUUGUGAAAAAUAAGCGGGACAAUUCUUUUGCGGUGGCUUGCAGGGAGCGACAUGAUUCUGUCCCAACACAUGAAACCGAUGAGAAUGAGGAGAUUAGAUCAGCAGAGACUAAAGAAAAGGAGACAGAUGGAGGAGGUUAAAAUGAGUCCAACGAGGAAGACAACAGGUGGCGUCCCAGGUGAAGUCACGGAUUUGGAGACUGCCGAUACAGGACCACGACAGAAGAUGUCCAACACAAAAAGUUGUGGAGAGAAACAGCAGCAGUCUGGAAAGAAGAAAAAUUACAGCACCAUACUGGAUGAGAUUUACACAGAAGUCCAUCUUAUAACUUGACACAGAAAUAACAUUUGUGGUUGUGAGUGAAAGAAAAGUUAAAAAAACAAACAAGUAAAAGUCUAUAUUAUCAAAUUUGAUCAUUUUGUCUUCCUUAAGUCUGAUGUUUGAUAUGUUUACAUCGUCAUGUUUAAAUAAACAUGUUUUGAAGAACUUGCAGUAUUUGUCGUUAAAUAAGGAGCCACAAUACUCGAGAAACUUUAAUACAUUUCACUGUAAAUUUCCCCAGCCGUAUGUGAGGAUGUGGGCUCCACCCCCUAUGUCUCCAGAUCCAGGAAACACCCAUGAAGUCAACACAGAAAAUGAUCCCAAAAAAAAAUACAA